AUGGUAGAUUCAAGACCAAAGCCUCAUGCAAUAUUAGUAUGUUGUCCACUACAAGGCCAUGUUAUUCCCACAAUCCAUCUAACCAUCAAGCUUGCACAAAAAGGCUUCACUAUCACCUUUAUCAACACUCAAUCUACACACGAUCAGAUCACUCAAAAGAAUAGUCAGGACGAUAUAUUUUCUAGCUAUCAGGGUUUCAGGCUAGAUACACGUUAUAUGACGGUGUCUGAUGGACUUCCAGUAAAAUUUCGCCCGGUCAUUGAACCAUACCAAUUCCUGGCUGCUUUGUUACAUGUCUUCUCAGCUCAUGUUGAGGAAGCUUUGCUGAAAAUUAUGGAGUCAGAAAAUGAUCCUCCUGUGAAUUGCUUGAUUGCUGAUUCUUUCUUUCGGUGUGUUUCCAGGAAAAUUAGCCAAGAAAUAUGGACUUUUGUACAUAUCUUUUUGGACAGAGCCAGCUUUGGUUUUUACCCUUUAUUAUCAUCUUCAUCUCUUGGAGUUAAACAUUUUGGUUGCACUGGUAAGCCUCCCUAA
This is a messenger RNA of Nicotiana attenuata, 531 nucleotides long. RefSeq names its product UDP-glycosyltransferase 86A1-like. The record is from RefSeq and is a predicted model, not a curated record. The coding region runs from base 1 to 531 and encodes 176 amino acids. Lineage: Eukaryota; Viridiplantae; Streptophyta; Magnoliopsida; Solanales; Solanaceae. The transcript has a single exon.